Messenger RNA from Malus domestica (apple), 975 nucleotides. RefSeq names its product zinc finger protein 5. Gene Ontology annotation, molecular function: DNA-binding transcription factor activity; transcription cis-regulatory region binding. Gene Ontology annotation, biological process: trichome differentiation; cytokinin-activated signaling pathway; gibberellic acid mediated signaling pathway. Gene Ontology annotation, cellular component: nucleus. Lineage: Eukaryota; Viridiplantae; Streptophyta; Magnoliopsida; Rosales; Rosaceae. The record is from RefSeq and is marked provisional.
AAAAUAUCUUCUUCCUAUAUUUUUUCCUCCCCCACAUUACAAAAUUAGAAAUGCAAUCGAAAACCUAUUCCGCAGGAUCCUGUGUUGAGAAGAAGCUCAGGCUUUUCGGGUUUGAACUGAAUCCACGUAGGAAUGAAGAAGCCUCCAUCAAAGGAGGAGGGUCAUCAGCAGAAGGUGGUGGGGAUGAAAGUGUAAAUUCAUCGAACUCUGUCUCACAUCCGAUAAAAUUGGAACGAUCUAGAGAGAAUGAGAAGAGCUCAACAAGUGAACCAGAUGACAAGAAAUUCGAGUGCCAAUAUUGCUUCAAGGAGUUUGCAAAUUCACAAGCACUCGGUGGACAUCAAAAUGCACACAAAAAGGAGAGAAUGAAGAAGAAAAGGCUCCAGCUUCAAGCCAGAAAAGCCAGCAUCAACAGUUACCUCCAGCCUUUCCAAACCUUCCACCACCAUGGUUCUACAGCGGCACCGUCGUGGUUCUACGACCCUUCCUCGUAUCUCAGUUCUGACCAUCCAUUCACCCUUCACGAAGAGUCCCGGAUCAGUUUCAUCCCGUUCGAUCAAAAUUAUGGGUCGUCGAGCGGGUCCCACUCCAAGGUUUCCAAUUGGUAUUCCAUGCCACCUCAGCAGCAGUUUCCUUCUUCCCAGACAGGGGAACAAGAUCAUCUUACAAACCCUAAUAAGUUUACGUUGACGCAAACGGACAGAUCGGGAGAAAGCAGGCCUGUCGUCUUCAUGCCUUCCCCUUUGUCUGCUUCGACUCAUCAGAGCUGUAAGCCGUUAGAUCUUCAGUUAGGGCUCGGCUCGCCGGCGAAGAUUCAGAGAUCUUCUAGAAGUGAGGUUUAGCAUGGUUGUUCAUUACAAACGCUGCCAUUUCUUCUCCAGUAGUUUGAGAUUUUUUAUUUUUUUAUUUUAACAUCUUCCAACUUGAAACAAAAAAAAAUAUAUGGAUUGAAUACUAACUCAGAAUUUAAAUUCA